AUGUCUUCCAUCGUCAACAAGGUCAAGGAUGCUCUCCACUCCGACAAGUCUCACGAGACUAAGACCGGAACCCACGGCCCCCACGACAGCAAGGCUGCCAACGUCGCCGACCCUCGCGUCGACUCCGACCGUGACCACCGCGCCAACCCGGCAUCUGCCACUGGCAUGAACACUCACGCCACCAACCCCACGAUGGCCGGCCACGGUAACGCCCACGGCGCCACUGGCACCACCGGUACCGGCUUGACUGGCAGCCACGGCACCACCGGCACUGGCAUGACUGGCAGCCACGGCACCACCGGCACCGGCAUGACCGGCAGCCACGGCACCACUGGCACCGGCAUGACCGGCACCCACGGCAGCUCUGGUCUUGGCUCCACCGGCUCGACCAACGCCGGACCCCACGACUCCAACAUGAUGAACAAGGCCGACCCCCGCGUCGACUCUGACCGUGACCACCGUGCUGCUCCCGGAGGCGUGACUGGCUCCAGCAACUACGGCAGCUCGGGUCUUGGCUCGACUGGCACUACUGGCACCGGUAUGACUGGUAGCCACGGUACCACUGGCACUGGCAUGACCGGCAGCCACGGCACCACCGGCACUGGCACGACCGGCUCCAACUACGGCAGCUCGGGUCUUGGCUCGACUGGCACAACCGGCACCGGCAUGACCGGCAGCCACGGCACCCACGGCACCACCGGCGGCCUUGGCAGCUCUGGCCCCGGCCCUGCCAGCAACACUGCCGGCCCCCACAAGUCGGACAUGAUGAACAAGGUCGACCCCCGCGUCGACAGCGAUCUUGACGGCAGCAAGACUGUCGGCCAGGACAAGACUUACCAGAGGUCAUCUGCCACCACUGGCACUCACAUGUCAAAGGACCCUACCGAUGCUGCCCAGGUGCCUCCCUCUGUGAUGCGCAAGGCCGUCGGCAACCCCGUUAUCGAGCACGAUGACCACCUUCAUGCCCGUGACGACCGUCACAGGCGGCCUAGCGCUCAGGAGAACUUCCGUGGCGUCUAA
Molecule: messenger RNA, 1020 nt
Organism: Pyricularia pennisetigena
Lineage: Eukaryota; Fungi; Ascomycota; Sordariomycetes; Magnaporthales; Pyriculariaceae
Exons: 2
Coding region: 1-1020 (339 amino acids)
Source: RefSeq, a predicted model, not a curated record